AGACCCUAAUGCAUCAAUUGUGCGGGUUGGUAUAAAUUGUCGUAUUUUCGUUGAUAUUUAGCGUACGCAGGUGAGGCCCACAUGAAUCAAUUGUGCGUUUCAUUCGCUUUAUUGUUUGUUUACAUUGUUCUGGCCGUUAAAGUGCCGCUAGCUCGCAAAUCGCAUCGUGGCGAUAGUGACUUCGUCAUUUGUGAAAAUGAGCCGCUCAAAAACAUUGACAGAAGAAGACAUUCUUAACGCGUUACUAGAUUCCGAUUUGGAAGAUUUUAGUGGUGACGACGAAGUGCUGGACAAAAAUUACUUGCCAUGUGAAAGCACUGACAGCGAAAACUCCGAACCAGAUGAUGAACACCAAAAGCAAUUCUCGGAAAUCGGUAAAAAUGCAACUGACGAAGAAGGAAUCAGACCAACUUCUUCCCGUCGACUUAUAUGGAAACGGAAACCGUUUUCUCCCCGAGCAGAAGAAACAGCUAUCCCAACAGAAUGUGACGGUAUGGUUAAAACUCCACUACAGUAUUUUACGAGAUAUUUUGAUGACAACUUUUUUGAAAAUGCUGCUGGUUGUACAAAUAGGUACACUGUCUUAAAAACUGGAGAGAGUUUGCAUACUAGUUCUGGAGAAAUAAAAAAUUUCUUUGGAAUGCAUAUUGCAAUGGGAUGUGUGCGUUUUCCCAGAAUUCGUAUGUACUGGCAGCAAAAAUUUAGCAUUCCAAUNAGCUGGGGGCGGAUGCGCUUUUGA
Messenger RNA from Rhagoletis zephyria (snowberry fruit fly), 739 nucleotides. RefSeq lists its product as uncharacterized. The record is from RefSeq and is a predicted model, not a curated record. NCBI's taxonomy places the organism in Eukaryota, Metazoa, Arthropoda, Insecta, Diptera, Tephritidae.